AUGUGGAGUGUCAGCUCCCCUCAACUCCCCUCAAGACUCAGGGGCGCGGCUCCGGCCAUAGGGGUUUGGCAGAUGCUACCCGGAGCCAACGUCUCGAGGGCCUUGGCGAAAGCAGGGGUCGAUUGGGUUAUGAUCGAUUGUGAACAUGGUAAUAUUGACGAUGCUGCCAUGCAUGAAGCGGUUCCGGCGGUUGCUAGCUGCGGAGUUAGUCCCCUUGUGAGAAUUCCAGAUAUGCAAGACUGGAUGAUCAAGCGCGCCCUGGAUACCGGAGCGCACGGCAUUCUUGUUCCUAUGCUUCGUUCCGCAGAAGAGGCCAAGAAGGUAGUUGCAGCAGCAAAAUUCCCGCCUGUAGGACAAAGAGGAUUUGGAUCCCCUUUCGCAAUGGAGCGUUUUCAUCCCGUCCCUUCGAUGACAGAAUACCUGCAGUAUGCCAAUGACUCGCUCUUGACCAUGGUCCAAAUCGAAACACAGGAAGCGCUCGAUGCUCUCGAAGAAAUUGCUGCUGUGCCCGGCAUCGACCUUCUCUUCGUAGGCCCGCUCGACUUGGGUAAUAACAUCGGAUAUCCCAUUUUGCACGGGGUGAUGCGACCGGAACUUGAGGAAGCCAUCGAUCUCGUUCUAACAGUGGCACACAAGGCUGGUAAAAAGUGCGGGGUGCUUGCCAUGAAGAGGACGGACCUGGCUUCUGUACAGAGCCCGCAGUUCUCACGAGUGAAUAGAGUGAUGCGGCAAGCGUGUUUUAAUAAUCUGCUGUGUGUGCACAAGGGCUGCGGCAAGACGUACACCGACCCGGAAGAGGUCUGUUCGUACCAUCCAGGACCGCCCGUCUUUCAUGAAGGACAGAAAGGAUGGAAAUGUUGCAAGCCAAGAGUCCUCACCUUUGACGAGUUUCUAUCCAUCCCACCUUGCACCGAGGGCACGCACAGCACCACCGAUCUGCCCCCCGGGAUCGAGAAGAAGACAGGUGGCGACGCUGACACAACCACGCAAUCUCUCUCCAACAAACUCUCCGAGCUUUCUGAGGUGCCAACGUCAGCACCCAGCCGCGCUCCCCUGGCUCCCCAGGCAGCCCCUACAGCACCGCCCCCGCCUCCCGAGUCAGAAGAUGACGAACCCUCUUUGGAUAUCCCAGAUGGCAAAGUGUGUAGACGGAAAACAUGUAAUGUGGCCUACAAGAAAGGACAAGUCCGUUCCAAUGACGAGCAGUGCGUCCACCACCCGGGUGUGCCCAUUUUCCACGAGGGUAGCAAGGGCUACAGCUGCUGUAAGCGUCGCGUCUUGGAAUUUGACCAGUUCAUGAAAAUUGAAGGCUGCAAGAUAUCACCCCGUCACCUGUUCGUUGGCUCGGGACAGGAUAAGAAGAAAGGCAAUGGUGUCGUAUCAAACUCCGCGGGAGAAAGUGGUGAGGAGUUGUUGGACACAGUUCGACACGACUUCUAUCAAACACCGAGCACAGUUAUUGCCUCGUUCUUCCUGAAGAAGAUUGACAAGACCAACGCAACUGUCAAAUUCGAGGCACAAGAACUAACGCUCGAUCUGCCGACCAGCGAUGCGGCGCCCAAGAGAUACAAGACGACCGUUCCUCUGUUUGGACCAAUCGACACGGACAAAAGUAGCUUCAAGAUUCUCGGCACCAAGCUCGAAGUCAGCUUGUACAAAGCAGACGGAAAGAGCUGGCCGGUUUUGCGCAGCGAUGAUCGGCAGACAGGCGAGAUUUUGCAAGUUGGACGCGCCGGCCAGGUGUAG
Molecule: messenger RNA, 1746 nt
Organism: Pseudomassariella vexata
Lineage: Eukaryota; Fungi; Ascomycota; Sordariomycetes; Amphisphaeriales; Pseudomassariaceae
Product: Pyruvate/Phosphoenolpyruvate kinase-like domain-containing protein
Exons: 8
Coding region: 1-1746 (581 amino acids)
Cellular component (GO): cytoplasm
Molecular function (GO): aldehyde-lyase activity
Source: RefSeq, a predicted model, not a curated record